Molecule: messenger RNA, 1263 nt
Organism: Symbiodinium necroappetens
Lineage: Eukaryota; Dinophyceae; Suessiales; Symbiodiniaceae
Source: the annotation of a GenBank genome assembly
AUGGGCCUGGACUUUGUCCGAGCAAAGGCAUUCGCACACCUCACAAGUCGAAUGGAGAAACUGAACCGCGAGAUCCAAGAGCUUGCGUCCAGACGCAGCAACAUGGAGCAACACGACACGGAAAGUGCAGAGAUCCUCCAGCGGGUCGGAGCUUCCUCGUUUGCUGAGGUACAAUGGCGCUUGAGGGCGAGGCAUCUCCAGGACAAGUUCUUGAGGCUGCAGGCCCUGCGACUUUUUCGGGGCUUCGUUGACACCCUCUACAUUCAGGAUUUCGUGGCUCCUGGCAUCGAGAUUGCAAUUGCAUAUCUCUUGCAGUUCCAGCAAAUCACAGCAGUGGACAUUUGGGUAUACACCCGGGUUGUGGAGGAUGCGCAGAACACUUUGUUGGUCCGCUUCCGCAGAGAGGCAGCAUUGGCCACUGUGAAGACCAAUGUAGAAAGGUUGCAGGCCCUUUCCAAGAGGCUGAAGAAUCGCACGAGACUGCGAUGCAAGGUGGACUCCGGGGCCUCGGCGAUGCAGGUAAGGAACCUUAGCUACAGCCGUGGUUCUCAGCUUCAGGUGAGGCUCGGAAGUGUUUCGCUGGAGGCUGGAAAGGCCUAUGCCGUUACAGGAUGCAAUGGGUGCGGCAAGAGCACACUUUUUGGGCUGCUGGCGGCAUGUGGCAAGCAUCAGCCAGAGCUCCCCGCUGGCAUCGAUCAACUGUACUUUGAGGACUCCUUUCUGGCUGGGGUGACCCUGCCAUCGGACGAAAUUGCAGAGAUACCGCAAAAGCUGUACUGUCCUUUGUUCACUGAGCCCAUGGCCUGGAUGUUCGGGCAUCAUUCGCUCAAGGCAAUGAGAGCGGAGGAUUUAGAAAGCCUUGAAUCACAAGUUCAGCAUUUUCUCGCGGAGCUAGACUUUCGUCCUUCAGCAUCUGCGGCUGACAUCCCGAUUGAUCUUCGAGCUGUCAAGGAUGACUGGUACGGAAAACUAUCUGGUGGUCAGCGGUCCAAGGCGGAACUUGUCAGACAGAUCUUUCUUCAGAAACAAUGCCCCCAAAUCCUACUUAUCGAUGAGGCGCUGGGACCCCUGGACGCGCAGUCCAAAGUCUUGGUUCAAAGGAAGUUGAAGGCCUUCUGCAAUCAAUCGCUGAUACUAGCCAUCCACCACCUGGAUGCUCACACCCACUGCGUGGCACCAGGCGGCUUCUUCGAUGACAACCUACACUUCGGGAAAGGAGAAGCCUCUGUCGUGGGCACCUGCGAGGUGCCGAAGACUGAGUGA